AUGACUCCAAAAUAUUUAAUGUACUAUCUUUUCAUCGGAUUAUUAAAAAAUGUGAAGUGCCAGAUUCCUGUAUUCCCAAUCGCUCUGGAGAAUGAACUCGUUGCUCAAAAUGGUCUUGGAUGGCCUUCAGCUAUUCAAGUGGCAAAAGGAAAUGAAGUUCUCAUGAAGUUGCGUGUCUCUUUGGAGAAUCAAAACACAUGUACUGUAACUGAUCCAAAAGGGUUGAAAUUUGAUAUAAGUUCACCGCCUAGUAGUAAGUAUCAAAAAUGGAAUGAUGGCUGCAGUAUUAGAGUCCGGAACAUUACAUUUGAAGACGAAGGUCGUUGGCGCCUGACAGCUUCUGAAGGCAGUAAAUCAAUAACAGGAUGGAUCGAAGUUACUGUGCUAGAAAAAACAAGUACGUACACAGCACCGCCAAUAUCGCUCCAAGAUGGAGAAACGCAAACUAAAGUGGAUUUGUCAUCAUUAGACAAUGCUUAUUGUGUUGUAGCGAAGCCAUUUUCAGAAAGUUCUCUAAUACCUGGUAAAUGUAGCGUGACUUUAGAUCGAACAACGAGAGCUGUUCAGGGAAAUUGGCAAAUUUAUUUAGGAUUGCCCGGUACUGUAUCCGAAGUCCAAGCUAAAAGACACGUUACCGUGCAAACGGAGCACUUAGAUGUCGGAUAUGUUCGUGAUGCGAGUAAUCGGUUACAUCUUUACUGCAAUAUAUUGCAUACGACAAAGAAUAUAACUUUUUGUCGCUUUCAAAAGACAUCUAAUCCUUAUGGGUAUAAUGUGAUCGACGGACUCAGUGAUGGUAGUCAUAGUUACUACGGCAAAGGUUUUGAUUUGAAGCAAUGUGGAAUGACAAUAGAGAAACCAACAUCUGAAGAUUACGGAACAUGGCGUUGUUCUGUGGGAGUGCAAAUGUUUGUAGGCACUCAGAUCCAGCAGCAGACCCCUAUGCAAGCCUUAAUAAGUGUCACACAUACUUCAACUUCUACAUUCAUUAGAAAAGGAACAAAUGAAGACAGGCCAAGAACGAUAUUUGUUCAAGAAGAUUCUUCAUUUACAAUAACAUGUAAUUCUGCUACUUCUUUGUCUUAUUGUUGGUUUCAACACCCCAAUGGAACUCAGUAUACUCCCGUGAAACUUGUUAGCGAGGAACAACUAUUUUGGUAUACUGGUGAAAGUCUCGUAGUAGGUCAUUGUGGUAUUACCUUUGCGCACGCUUCGAUUGAAGACGACGGUAAAUGGUUAUGUUCCAUGGGGCCACGGUCGAGUUUAGGUGUAGAAAUGACGGACACCGUUCAAGUAAGAGUCACAGGACCAUUAGCUGCCAAUCAGAAAAACGUACCGGUACGAAUAGGAGGAAAUGCAACGUUGUAUUGCCAUACGGCGAAUGGUAGGAGACCAUUAAAAUACUGCCGAUUUUUGUCGCCUAAAUUUGUCGGCAUGAACAUUGAUUCGUCUGUUACACCUGAAAACGCAAUCCUAAAUCGGUAUUACUUUACUCCUGAGAGAGAGCUCAAUUUUGGGGAUUGUUCGCUAAGUAUUUUGUCCGUCGAAGAGGAUGAUAUCGGGUCUUGGACAUGUGCAGCCGUAGUUGAUAACGAGAUUUUGGAGUCAAGAGAUACUAUACUGGUAUCUAUUGAUGAUCAACGCCGCAAUUAUCAAUUCCAAGCCAGUAUUAUCGGAAUGUCUGUAGGUCUAUCGGUUCUUGUUAUAGUUUUAAUUGGUAUUAUCGCGUACAAACGAACUUGGGUACAAUAUUUCUAUUGUACAAGGAAGCCAACAGUUUCAGAUGAGUUUUCUUUACAAAGACGUAUUGCUACUUCAAGCAGUAUUCAAAGUGGUAGUAGCAACGAAUAAACUGAACAAAGGUCGAAAAUAAAAUCAUCAUCGGAAAGUGCAAAUUAACAAAGCCUUGAUGUCAUCGCUUUUACGGUCAAUUAUUUACUUUAAAAAACAUUUUAAAUAAAUAUUGAUGCUGUUUAGAUUUAAAUUGUUACUCACAGACAGAAAACGUAGCUAGGUUUAUUGGCUUAUUUGAAGAAGAUUUACACAAUGAGCCGUUUAAUGUUUUAUUAUAACGAAUUGGACUUAGUAUUUUACGUGAAACACAUAGGGAUCCACAACAACGCCCAGAACGAAAUAAUUUUCGGCGAACCGCGAAUAACGACUGCUCUGGGUUGUUAGAAUUAAGAUGUAUUAUUGAUC
This is a messenger RNA of Vanessa atalanta (red admiral), 2199 nucleotides long. RefSeq lists its product as uncharacterized. The record is from RefSeq and is a predicted model, not a curated record. The transcript is spliced from 10 exons. Bases 1 to 1851 code for a protein of 616 amino acids. Lineage: Eukaryota; Metazoa; Arthropoda; Insecta; Lepidoptera; Nymphalidae.